Parnassius apollo (apollo) is the source of this 669-nucleotide messenger RNA. Lineage: Eukaryota; Metazoa; Arthropoda; Insecta; Lepidoptera; Papilionidae. The record is from the annotation of a GenBank genome assembly.
AUGAGCGAUGGUCGUCCUGUGAGCGGUCCAUUAAAGAAAUUCGUAUUUCGUGGAAAAUCAGCAAAUAACGGUGAUAUUAGAGGUGAAUACCUGGAGAUUGUAAUCCCAGAAUUGUUGUCGGCAGGCUACUCAUUUUACACGUGGCCAUCUGCACCUUUAUUGGCUUGGUACUUGUGGACCCAGAGACGGCAUCUACGCGGUUUACGAGUUUUAGAACUUGGUUGUGGUACUGGUCUACCUGGUAUUUUAGCUGCUAAGUGUGGAGCUUAUGUAACUUUGACUGACAGUGUCGCGUUGCCACGAUCUCUUCAACACUUAGCGGCGUGUUGUGAGGCCAAUGGUUUGGUCCCUGGACAAGACAUCCACCUACUAGGACUCGCUUGGGGUCUUUUUUUAGCUGAUGUUCAUAGUUUACGACCUGUAGAUUUACUAUUAGCAUCAGAUUGCUUUUACGAACCGUCACAGUUUGAAGAGGUUAUUUCUACAGUUGCAUAUCUUCUAGACGGAACUGACGGAAGAUUUUUGUGUGCUUACCAGGAGCGGAGUGCAGACUGGUCCAUUGAAGCUCUACUUAAGAAGUGGGGAUUGAAAGGUUAUGGCCAGCACAGCAAGAGCAGCUCGCCUUUAUGUAGGCAACCUUUCUUGGACAGUUGGUCAUCGCCAACUUAG